AUGGAGGCUCUACUAUCUGUAUCAUUUGACAAUCUCUCAUCCUAUGAUCAGACCAAAAUACGCAAAGGUCUACGACAGGUUGAAGGGCUCCUUGCACAAAUAUGUCUCUCACCAUCUAACGCGAACCAUCAUUCUGUCCUGGAGCCGAAGAAGGAGGCUACACCGCCUAACAAAUCACUGACUGAGCUCGUAUACGAUCCGGCCUUUAGAGAGUUUUUCAAACUACAAGACGGAUUUGAGUGGAAUGUCGCUAUCCGCCUCGUAAACUGUCUGGACCGGCUGCUCGGAAAGAGUCAUGACGGUCAAAACGACCUAUUAAUCGUGCAGACCUUGAACUUGAUCCAGGGCAGCUUGAUGUUACAUCCAGCGAGCAGGACUCUAUUUUCUCGAGAACUACAUAUGAAUCACCUACUCGAUCUUUUGGAACCGAUCAACUGUCCUGCUAUCCAGUCAGCCACCAUUAUUACCCUUGUCUGUGCCCUAAUCGACACGCCGCAGAACACGCGCACGUUUGAGAAUCUCGAUGGUCUCCUGACCAGUACGUCCCUCUUUCGCUCGCGCGAAACCAGCCGCGAAGUGAAGCUGAAGCUGGUUGAAUUCUUCUACUUCUACCUCAUGCCCGAGACUCCGUCGAUUCCAUCGGCUAAAAACACCAAUUCAGCCCCGGAACUCCUACAGCGCAGCCCGAGCAAGCUUGUCAGCGCGUUCGGCCACAUGGAUACCAACGCGAGGAAGAAACUGGGCGCUGAUGGCGAUUUCACAAAGUCAACCGAAGAUAAGCAAAACCUCCUAGGUCAGUACAUACACAACGUAGAUGAUUUAGUGGCAGACUUGCGGGAGAGCGCUCCUUUUGGUGGCGCAAUUAUCUGA
Blumeria graminis f. sp. triticale is the source of this 870-nucleotide messenger RNA. The record is from the annotation of a GenBank genome assembly. NCBI's taxonomy places the organism in Eukaryota, Fungi, Ascomycota, Leotiomycetes, Helotiales, Erysiphaceae.